Carica papaya (papaya) is the source of this 1675-nucleotide messenger RNA. It is a transcript of the gene UCNL, whose product is annotated as AGC (cAMP-dependent, cGMP-dependent and protein kinase C) kinase family protein. NCBI's taxonomy places the organism in Eukaryota, Viridiplantae, Streptophyta, Magnoliopsida, Brassicales, Caricaceae. Gene Ontology annotation, biological process: protein phosphorylation. The record is from RefSeq and is a predicted model, not a curated record. Gene Ontology annotation, molecular function: ATP binding; protein serine/threonine kinase activity.
CCCAUCUCUCUCUCUCUUUCUGUUUCUCUUUCUCCCUUCCAAGUUUUUGCUUUUUUCUCGUUUCUCUUUCUGAAAAUGGAGACACCAUCAUCGCCACCUCCACCACCGCGGUUAUUACCGGAGAUGGAGCUCGAUGACAUCAGACCUCUCAAAAUUCUCGGCAAAGGCGCCAUGGGUACGGUGUUUCUUGUGCAUCGUACGGUGUCCGACCCCGAUGCCCGCUUCCCCUUUGCUCUAAAGGUCGUCGACAAGACUGUCUCACAUUCGAAGCGCGACGCUGACCGUCGUGCCCGGUGGGAAAUCCGUGUGUUGACCCGUUUGUCUAACCCGGAACCGCAUCCGUUUCUACCUCACCUCCUUGGUUCUCUCGAGACCGACGACUUUCUCGCCUGGGCUGUUCCUUACUGUUCCGGCGGUGAUCUUAACGUUCUACGCUACCGUCAAAACGACCGUGUUUUCUCCCCUACGGUCAUUCGUUUUUACUUGGCGGAGAUCGUCUGCGCCCUCGAACAUCUCCAUAACAUGGGCAUCGCUUACAGGGAUUUGAAGCCGGAAAACAUCCUCGUACAGCAGUCUGGUCACGUGACUCUAACGGACUUCGACCUUUCACGUAGCUUGGCCAAGCGAACCGUCGCCGCCGCCGCCUCCGCCGCACCGGGCAUUCAAGAAACAGAGCAGACCCGACAACGAAACAAUAACAAAAACCCAAUCGAGAUUCGCCGGAAGCAUCACCGGAACCUCUCCCGAUGGAUCCCCACCGUAUCCGACGCCAAAAAAGGGUUGAGGAAAGCGAAGUCGGCUCGUGUCAGCCCCGUAAGCCGACGCAGACUGAGUUUCUCCAACGGGGAGCGAUCCAACUCGUUCGUUGGCACGGAGGAGUACGUUUCCCCCGAGGUGGUUCGUGGGGACGGACACGAGUUCGCUGUCGAUUGGUGGGCUCUCGGGGUGUUCACGUACGAGAUGCUUUACGGUACGACGCCGUUUAAGGGAAAGAACCGAAAGGAAACGUUUCGAAACGUCGUGAGCAAGGAGCCUCAAUUCAUCGGUAAGCCCACGGCGUUAACGGACCUAAUCGGACGGUUGCUGGAAAAGGACCCCACAAAGAGGCUCGGCUACAACCGUGGCGCAUCCGAGAUCAAGCAACACGUGUUCUUCAAAGGCCUAAAGUGGGACCUCCUAACGGAAGUUUUGCGGCCUCCGUUUAUCCCCAACAGGGAAGAGGGUGAGUUGACGGAGAAAGUAACAGAGUGUGGGCCGGAUAUCAGGGAGUACUUCCAGAGAUUACGUCAACCGCCGUCAGCGCCACCCUCGCGAUUGCCGUCGAUUUCAUCAGACUGCCAGAAAAACGUUUCGUUUGCGGAGUUCUGACCCACGUGUGAGAGUUGACACGUGUUAGGGGUAGUUCAGUAUUUUUCAGUUAGUGAGUUAGUGUACAUACAAAUAAAGGGUAGAAAGGUAGGAGGAGAAAAGUGAAAAGAAUUUGGUAUUUUAAAAGCUGCCAAAUGGGGUUAUAUACGCUGUAAUUUACCGUGACCUGUCUCACGCGCUACGCUUUUGGCGUUUGGGUUCACGCACUUGGUGCCGGUGGAGAUUGCAAUUUGUAAGAAAUUGUGUUGCCUCUUUGCAAAUAAGAAAAAGUUCCAUGUCUUUGUAAUAAAACCUUCACUAUUUAUCU